Messenger RNA from Trichoplax adhaerens, 1272 nucleotides. RefSeq lists its product as uncharacterized. NCBI's taxonomy places the organism in Eukaryota, Metazoa, Placozoa, Uniplacotomia, Trichoplacea, Trichoplacidae. The transcript has 13 exons. Bases 1 to 1272 code for a protein of 423 amino acids. The record is from RefSeq and is a predicted model, not a curated record.
AUGGCUUCGACAUCGAAAACCCUUGGUAAAAGAGCUUCGAGUGCUUUUGGGCGAUCACAUGGAUACAAUAAUUCGAAAGAGAUAAAUUGGCCCACUUCGAGCUCAUCUUCUUCAAGACAAAGAACUUCAAGUGCUCAAAAUUCUAAGAGACCUAGUUCUAGAAAUUCUAAUACUACUGAAAUCAGUCAAGGAAUAUUGGAAAGAGAGCAGGAGUUAAUGCAAAGAAAUGCUGAGUUGGAACAACGCGCAGCAGUCUUGGAGGCAGAAGCAGCUGAGAUAUUGAAUCGCCAAGACGAAAUCUUACUAGAUGAAAAUAGAGACAUAGAAUUCGAGGACGAAGAUACAAAUUUCGAAGAAUUUAUCGAAGCCGCUUUUGAGAAGAAUAAAAAAGUUCCUCAGAAAUCGAAGAAAAAGAGUUCAAUACCAAAGUCAAAUAAUCGGAAAUUGACACCAACUAAUAAUUCAUCAAGGUCUUUACCUGCGAAGAAAAAUAAAUUGCCACCUAAAGAAAAGGAGGCUUUGGAAAUUGAUAAUCUGGAUAGUGAUGCAGACGAGAUUACCUUAGCUCAAAGGAUUUUAGAACUUGAAGAAGAGAUAGAUAAAGGCAAAAAGAAAAUCGAUUAUAAACAAGAUGAUAUUCUGCCAGCGGAAGCGAGUGAAAUGGGGACAGAAGCAACUAUUCGCUUUUUGAAGGCUAAAAUUCGUGUUAUGCAAGAAGAAUUAGAGCGAUUAAUGAUGGAUUGUAAUUUGAAGGACGAGAAAGUUACACGCGCUGAAUCUAAGGCAAAGACAGCCACUGAAGAGCAAACUAAGCUACAAAGAUUAAAUCAAAACUUACAGAGUCAGCUGGAUAAGUAUAAGAAAGUAGUGGAUGAAAAUAAGAAAAAAGGCGAGACAUUAGAAGCGCAACUUACUACCUUAAGAAAGGAAUUAGAUUCUAGUCAACGCUCUCAAAAGCAAACUGCUGUUAAUCAUAAUGCCGUAGAAGUCAGAUUAAACAGAGCAUUAGAAGAAAAUGAAAAGUUAAAGUUAUCAAUGCAAAAAGCAAAAGUUGAAUCUAAAGAUAGUAAAGUUCACGAGCGCAAAAGAAUAGAACAACUACAUGCCGAUAAUAAAAGAUUAGAAAAGCAAAAGAAUGAACUUAUGAAUGGCUUUAAAAAGCAACUCAAAUUAAUUGAUAUAUUAAAAAAGCAAAAGAUGCACAUUGAAGCUGCCAAACUACUUAGUUUUACCGAAGAGGAAUUUGUACGAGCUUUAGAUUGGGGUUCCUAA